This is a messenger RNA of Purpureocillium takamizusanense, 2217 nucleotides long. RefSeq lists its product as uncharacterized. Bases 375 to 1919 code for a protein of 514 amino acids. The record is from RefSeq and is a predicted model, not a curated record. NCBI's taxonomy places the organism in Eukaryota, Fungi, Ascomycota, Sordariomycetes, Hypocreales, Ophiocordycipitaceae. The transcript is spliced from 2 exons. Gene Ontology annotation, molecular function: hydrolase activity.
CGGGGACGGAGCGACCGAGGUCUGGUCCGGCGCCGCUGCAGGCGGGGCUAUCGCUAGCGGGUGUCGAUGUCGUCGUCGAAGACUGGCCGUGGCGUGGGGAGAGAGAGUGACCAUGAGGGUGGAUGUCCCCGACGCUCGAGCGCUCUCCUUCUUUUCAACUUCUCUUUUAUUUUAUUUUUUAUUUUUUUAUUUUUUUGGGCGUGAUCGAUUUUGUCUGGGUCGUGUCGCCGAGCAAGCCAUUCUUAUUUCCCUCGUUGUACGAAGUAACUAGGUCGCAGGUGAUAAAACUCAUCAACGAGGAGAGGCAUCAUCGCCCUAGCCUCGGCACGUCGAGAAAGGAGAGGGAAUAGCUUCAUUGUCCAAACACAAACGACAUGGCGGGAGACUCAACGUCGCCGCCGCCGGCACCGCCACCUCCACAGGCGCACGAUGACAGCAACAACUACAGCAGCGACGGCGUCGACGUCAGCAAGGUCAGGAUCCUCAAGGCGCUCCUGCCCAAGCUGCCCCUGAUCCUGCGCACCAUCGUCGCCCACAUCCUCAACCUCUCCGAGACGGCCCCCUACCUGGACCUGCGCAGCGCCCUCAUCGUCACCGUCCUGCGCUCCUUUUGCGAGCCCAACCCGUCGCGGCCCAGCUCCGUCUCGUCCAUCCAGCGCCUCACCGCGCGCGACCCGGGCGUCAAGGGCCGCGUCUGGGUGAGCACCUACGCCGCGCCGCCGCCGCCCGAGGAUGGCGCCCGCGAUGCCCUCGCGCUGGCCAUGGCCGCCCUCGAGCCCGACGCAGCUAAAGGCGCCGCUGCCGCUGGCGAUGCCCUCGUCGUGCCGCCCUACGCCGCCGCCGGCGUCGAGGCCGAAUGGACGGGCUACCGCGCGGCCGCCGCCCCCGACGAGCGUCCGCCGCGCAUCUCGGAGCGCGACAAGUAUCGCCAGAUGAUGAAGGAGGUCACCCAUCCGGCAACCAUUCUGUACCUGCACGGCGGUGGCUACUACCUGUGCGACCCGGCCUCGCAUCGCCCCACGACCAAGAAGCUGGCCAAGACGACGGGCGGCCGCUGCUACUCGGUCCGCUAUCGCCUUGCUCCGGGCCACCCCUUUCCCGCGGCCCUGCUCGACGCCUUCGUCUCAUAUCUAACGCUCCUGUAUCCGCCUCCGGACGCGUACCACGAGCCCGUGCGACCGGAGCACAUUGUCAUCUCCGGAGACAGCGCCGGAGGAAACCUUACGCUCGCCCUGCUCCAGCUUCUCCUCGAGCUCCGUCGCCAGGGCCAGCGGGUCGUGUGGCACGGCGAGGCCCGCGACGUCCCGCUCCCCGCCGCCGUCGCCUGCAACUCGCCCUGGAUGGACGUGACGCACAGCUCGCCCCUGUUCGAGGGCUCCGACCCUCACCCCUUCGACUACCUCCCCAAGCCCGCCAUCUCGGCCCGCGGCAAGAUCGUGCCCUGCGACGUCUGGCCCGCCAAGCCGCCGCGCAAGUUCCUCUACGCCGCCGACGCCGCCGUCGCGCACCCGCUCGUCUCGCCCAUCACGGCGCGCAGCUGGGCCGGCGCGCCGCCCGUCUACAUGUGCACGGGCUGGGAGCUGCUGGGCUUCGAGGACCGCUUCUUCGCCAAGCGCCUGGUCGGCGACGGCGUGCGCGUCGUCUUCGAGGACUACGAGGCGAUGCCGCACUGCUUCGCCCUGAUCCUGACCAAGACGCCCAACGCGCGCCGCUGCUUCGACGCCUGGAGCGCCUUCAUCAGGCGCGCCGUCGACGAUCCGGCCGGGAUCGAAUCCUCGGCGACAGGCAUCCGCGCGCGCACGCUCGAGGAGGUGACCCUGCGGUUCGACAACCUAAGCGACAUGACGUACGGGGAGUACUGCGACCGCAUGGUCCGCAAGGCGCGGGAGACGCCCAUGCGGGCCAUUGCCAAGCUAUAGCAUAGACGCGGAGCCGCCGUCUUAUUACCCGCCAAGGCAGGGGACAAGAGGCGAGUGGCGUGUUACUGCAUGAAACGAUGGUAGCGAAGGAGUAUUAGCUGCUUGCACGCUCAUGGCACAUCGAUCAUUGAAGACGGUCCGACUUUGGAAAUCAUCAUUUGGCAAAUGAGUUUUUAGCUCUGUCGGGCGCUCAGGCAAGCUGAGCUCAUAGCAGUUGAGCCGAUAGAAGCAGGUCACGUCGUGCAAGUUUUGGAUAUAUAAGCGGCAUCACAUACAAGACAAAUUUCCAAGAUGUUCG